AGCAAUUUUCGCCACCUUGAAAGUCACAUUUUUGAACAAUUGGCAGUAAUGUGAUAAAAUUAUAAGUUGAGCUUGUUCUUUCAAUGUACUUAUAACUACACAUAUUCAAUGACGAUACCCUCAAACUUCACUAGAACAGCUUCCGUAGCUGUCCAUGGAAUGACAUGCCAGCAUUGUGCAGACUCAGUCACGAAGGGUCUAGCGCAACUAGAAGGCAUCGACGUUUCAUCGAUCCAAGUCGACCUCGACUCGCGGAAAGCUACAUUUAACUACAUAGGGACUCAAGUAAAUAAGGACUCGAUAUCAAAAGCAAUUGAAGAAUUAGGCUAUGAUGCUGGAACUCCACAAUUAGACAUGCCUACCUUGGCUGCUUCGUCGUCUGAUCUGGAACAUGCUCGAAUUGGAAUCUCUGGAAUGACAUGUUCACAUUGCGUCAAUAGCGUCACCCGUGCUCUUUCUGAGCUUGACGGUAUUGAAAAGGAUUCCAUUGUGGUCAAUCUAGAAGAAAAUAAAGCCGAGUUUGAUUACGUACCUGGACACCCAAACGAGGAUAUUAUCAGGGAUGCCAUAGACUCAGCGGGCUACGACAUCGAUAGUGUAGAAAUGCCCAUUUCUUCGACAAAUCCAUCAAGUUCACCAUCGCACAGGAAUCUGUUAAAUUUAAGUGUAUCCGGCAUGACAUGCGAACACUGUUCUAACACAAUACGAAAUGGUAUUCAAGGAUUGCAAGGCGUCGAGCCUGAAUCCAUAUCCAUUGAUGUCUUAACCGGAAAAGUCACAGUAUUGGUAUCUGGAGAAGGCAAUGUCGUGGAUGCCAUUAUGGAGAAAAUAGAUGAUCUAGGAUACGAGGUUACAGAUUGGAAUAAGAAAGCACUUUCAGAGUCCCAACCCGAUAUAUGCUCUGCUCACAUCAUCAUUCAAGGCAUGACAUGUAGCCAUUGCACAACCACAGUUCAAAAUGCCCUUUCGACCCAUCCUGGUGUAAUCCGUGAAUCCGUAUUAGUAAACUUGGAUCAGGGAGAGGCAACUCUUCUCUACAAUGGUACGGAGACGUCUUUGGAGGCUAUGCGAGAAGUGAUCGAAGAUGCAGGUUACGACGUCGAAAAUGUCAUUAGUACGCCGGCCACUGGAAGCUCCACCUUGGACAACGAAAGUAUGACCGAUGUUAAACUUAGGAAGGCAGUGUUUCGAGUUCUUGGAAUGACAUGCGACAGUUGUUCCUCAGCCGUCUCAGAAUUACUGAAGAACUUACCCGGAGCUGUCCCAGAUUCGGUGUGUGUUGGACUCCACACUGAAAUGGGAAUGGUGGUCUUUGAAGGCGAUGCCAUUACACCGAAAUUGAUUACAGAAAGGCUCGAUGAUGCAGGAUAUGAAGCAAAUAAUAUUCAGAUUAUCCAUAAUCUCCUUCCGCCCAAAGUAAUGGAUGAACCGAAGGAGGAUGACCAAGAUGACAGCAGCAGCUUUGUCAGCCUUAAUAAGGUUGUUUCUCACAUCUCUGAAGCAUCACUGGCCGGAAUAUCUAUUUCUUCUGCACGCAAUGAUUCUGUUCAAGUAGUUUCCAUGCAAGUUUCUGGUAUGACUUGUGCUAGUUGCGUUGGCACCAUCGAAAAGAAUAUCAAGACCUGGGAUGGUGUAAUGCCUGACUCAGUUACAGUCAAUCUUUUAACUAAUAAUGCUGCCUUCAAGAUGGAAAAUAGCAGCCUAUCCUCCAAGGAGAUUGCAAAGAAGAUCAAGAAAUUAGGAUACAAGGCGAGCGAUAUCCAUAUGGCUAGCAAAGGUGCAACAGUUGCAACUUCUAGUGCCAAGUUCCAAGUUCAAAUGAUGGUGACUGGGAUGUAUUGCAACAUGUGUGAAACGAAGGUCUCGUCAGCUUUGAAGGAACUUCCUGGUAUAAUCUCAAAUUCUAUUUCGGUAUCAUUUGAAACGGGUAAAGUGAAGUUUCAGCUCGACAGAAACGUUACGACUCAGCGGCAGAUACAACGAAUUAUUCAGAAACUUGGAUUCUCGGCUGAAAGUAUCGAUAUAACCAAGAUGGAGAGGUCUGAAGACGAAAUGAACGAAUCUGAACGUGUCGAUAAAAACCUGGUCAUCACUCGACUCAUUGUCACGGGCAUGACUUGCAGCUCCUGUGUCUCUAACAUUGAGAAGACCUUGUUACGGCAUGAUGGAAUAAACAAGGCUCAAGUCAAUUUGUUAGCCAAGUCUGCAUUUAUUUCGCACAACCCCAGCAAAAUAGGAUCUCGCGAUCUGGUUAACAUAAUAGAGCAAAUUGGAUAUAAGGCCGAAUUGGCGCCGGACGAAGAUCAAUCUAAUCAGAGAGAUGCAAUGAAAGCUCGGAUGAAAGAAGAAGAGCGAAUACUGAGAAAUCGAUUUCUAUGGUCUCUUCUGUUUGCUAUUCCAGUUUUGCUCAUUUCCAUGGUCUUUAUGAUGGCUCUUCCAUCUACCAACCCUGUUCGCCAGCAUCUUUCCAAGGACGUUGUGCCAAACUUAACCAUUGCCAAUUUGGUUUUGUUCAUCUUAUGUACACCAGUUCAAUUCAUAUUGGGCAGCUCUUUCUAUAUUAAGGCGUAUCAAUCUCUCAGGUAUGCCCACACUGCCAAUAUGGAAACUCUGGUCGCACUAGGAACUUCUGUGGCAUAUUUUGCUUCCGUCGGUACCGUGGCGGCUGCUAUGGCAAAGCCCAACACUAUGGCCGAGCCCAUGAAUUACUUUGAAACCAGCGUAUUCCUCAUUACUUUUAUUCACCUUGGAAAAUGGCUAGAAGCACUUGCCAAAGGGAAAACGGCAGAGACUAUCACAAAGCUUAUGGACUUACAGCCGGAAAAAGCCAUUUUGGUUACUGUUUCUCAUGAAGAAAAAGAGACAGAUCCCGGACAACGAGAGAUUUUAGAAGAGUCAGAGAUCGAUACCAAAGACAUCCAAGUGGGGGAUAUCUUAAAGGUACGAGCAGGAGACCGCAUUCCAUGUGAUGGAAAAAUCUGGAGAGGCACAAGUACUCUUGACGAAUCUAUGAUUACUGGAGAGUCAAUUCCUGUCACCAAAGCUGUGUCAGGCGAUGUUAUUACUGCAACGAUUAAUAUGACCUCUGAAAUUUAUGUCAGAGCCGUUCGCGUGGGUUCCAACACUACUCUAUCUAGGAUCAUUCAGCUAGUCCAGGAUGCUCAAGCGUCCCCAAAAGCCCCCAUUGAAGUCAUGGCAGACAAAAUAUCGAGCAUCUUUGUUCCCAUCGUUAUUCUAUUGGCUAUCUUUACUUUUAUCAUCUGGGAGGUGCUUGGAAUUUAUGAAGUAUAUCCGGCAACCUGGGUCACGAUGGGUGAAACCAAGGAAAUCUUCAGUUUGAUGUUUGCAGUAUCGGUAUUGGUCAUUGCGUGUCCUUGUGGUCUUGGUCUGGCUAGUCCAACAGCGGUCAUGGUAGGCACAGGUGUAGCUGCACGACAUGGCGUACUUGUGAAAGGUGGUGGAUAUGCACUCGAAAUGGCCAAUCGAAUUUCAGCCAUUGCAUUUGACAAGACCGGCACGUUGACCACGGGAAAACCAAGCGUUCGAGACAGCUGGAUCCUGCCAGAUCAGAAUGGAAACACAAACGAAGCGCAAACCUUGCUGUCGUGGAAAAUUUUUGGCCGUGUCGCAGGAGCUAGUAAUCAUCCAUUGUCCAAUGCUAUCAAGCAAAAGGCCCAAGCAAUACUUGGUGGAUCCAACGGGGAAGCUGCUGGCUCUGCUACACCUCUCGACGGUGAUAAUAAGCCAGCUUCAGAAACAGAGACUCAGGAGAAGAGCUCAAAAGAUUUAUUUCAAGGCGUUGAUCUUAUGCAAAGCAAGGAAACACCUGGUCGUGGCAUUACUGCUACCAUCAUAGUACGUCAAGACAAUGAAAAGCUAUCAUCGAUCACCGGCGCAUCAAGCAACGUCUACAACGUAUUCCUUGGCAAUGAAGAAUGGAUGAAGGAAAACCUUGCCAAGCACAACAGCAAGGCAUCGUCUAUCUCACGACGUCAAGAACUUGAAAAAUGGCAAGGCGAAGGAAUGUCAAUCGUCAUGUUUGCCAUUAGUCCUGUACAGGCCGCUGAAAAUCCGCCAUCCUAUGUUAAUUUGGCUGAAGGCUGUCAAAAUGAGUGUGGUUGUGUGAUUUGCAACUGCGCUACCCAAGGAAGCUGUGAAACCUCUCGUACAAUUGUGUUAGCGCAAAUUGCUAUUGCCGACCAGCCAAGACCCGAAGCAAAAUCAGUCAUUUCCAGUCUUCGUGCUAGUGGUAUUGAAGUAUGGAUGAUUACUGGUGACAAUCCCAUCACCGGGAAAGCCGUGGCUAGACAAAUCGGCAUCGAUGAAGGUUGUGUGCUCGCCGGUGUGAAACCUGAGCAAAAGGCAGACAAGAUUAAAAACUUGCAAAGAAAGACUAUGGCAGUGAAUCGACAGAAGACUCGUCUCGGUCAAUCUAAGCCUGCAAGAGGUGUCAUCGCCAUGAUUGGCGACGGUAUAAAUGAUUCUCCAGCACUGGCUCAAGCGGAUGUAGGUAUUUCUGUGGGUUCAGCAACGGACAUUGCCAUCGAAGCAGCAAGCAUUGUUCUUAUAAGGAACAACCUCUCGGACCUCCUUACUAUGUAUGAUCUGUCUCGUACCGUAGUACGAAGAAUUCGGAUAAACUUCUUAUGGGCAUUCCUGUAUAAUAUUAUCGCUAUUCCCAUUGCUGCUGGAGUUAUCUUUCCAGCCUCCGGCCAAGGUUUGCCACCGUAUCUUGCAGGCUUGGCUAUGGUCAUCUCCAGCGUCAGCGUUGUAUGUUCCAGCUUGAUGCUACGAUUAUAUAGAGCUCCGGUUUCUUCUCAAUAACCAAUAGAUAUAUAAUCACCAUUCAUCAUAGUCAUGCUGAAAUGAAAUGAAAAAACAGAGGAUUUUAUUACAAUGAACAUGUCGAAAAAGGAGUAUACUGAAUAGAAGAAUAUUGUACAUUGGCAA
Umbelopsis ramanniana AG is the source of this 4950-nucleotide messenger RNA. RefSeq lists its product as uncharacterized. NCBI's taxonomy places the organism in Eukaryota, Fungi, Mucoromycota, Umbelopsidomycetes, Umbelopsidales, Umbelopsidaceae. The record is from RefSeq and is a predicted model, not a curated record. Bases 109 to 4824 code for a protein of 1571 amino acids. Gene Ontology annotation, cellular component: membrane. Gene Ontology annotation, molecular function: copper ion binding; ATP hydrolysis activity; ATP binding. The transcript is spliced from 7 exons. Gene Ontology annotation, biological process: copper ion homeostasis.